UGCGACGAGUGUAAGAAGGCGAUCGUCGACAACUAUGAGAACACCCCCAUCCAGCCGAAGCCCGUGCCCAUGCGCGAUGCCAAGGGCAAGUCUGCCGACGGCAAGUCCGGCAGCAAGUCUGGCGGCGGGGCUGGCGGCAAUUCCGGCUCUAAGUCUGGCUCUAAGGCUAAGUGAUGCGGAUCCGCUUCAUGGCUGUGGUUCGUUGCGUGUGUUGCAUCGGGCUUUCUUGUGGUGGUUUGUGGAAUGGGGGUGUGUAUUCUACUAUCGAUCUUGAAGUUUCAAUGCAAGUGAUUCUAGCCACCCGGACAGCAGAAAAGCUAAAAAAAAAGAAGAUGAGGAAAAAUGGAAUAAAAAAGUUAAUCUUGAUUUCGCAAGUCACAAGGUCAGAGGCAAUGGCAUUUGGACGGAUUUAUCCUAUCGCCGAUAGGAGGGCUUUGGGUUUUUAUCUUGAUUUUCGUCUUCUGGGAAUCUUCUUCAGGAGCAUGGAAGUUUUGUAAAGCCUUGAGGCGCGUUCUGUCUUUUGCGACUUUGCUUGUUCCUUUGUGUCUACCAGACUAGCGACAUACCAAUUGAC
Molecule: messenger RNA, 574 nt
Organism: Aspergillus fijiensis CBS 313.89
Lineage: Eukaryota; Fungi; Ascomycota; Eurotiomycetes; Eurotiales; Aspergillaceae
Exons: 3
Coding region: 174-497 (107 amino acids)
Source: RefSeq, a predicted model, not a curated record